AUGGAUUACCUUGAAAGUAUGUAUAGCAUGUUCCACAAAGUUGCAGCUAAAGAGAAGAUUGUCGGUUGGUAUCACACUGGGCCGAAAUUGCACAAGAAUGACAUCGCAAUCAAUGAGCAGAUGAAGCGUUUCACUCCACAUCCAGUCCUCGUAAUUAUCGAGGCUGAGCCAAAGGAUAUUGGUCUUCCAACAGAGGCUUAUAUCGAAGUGCAAGAAGUCCAUGAUGAUGGAACCCCUCCUAUUAAGACGUUUGAGCACGUAGCGAGUGAAAUAGGAGCUGAAGAGGCCGAAGAAGUGGGAGUGGAACAUUUGUUAAGAGACAUCAAAGACCAAACCGCAGGAACGUUGUCCCAACGGAUAACAGAUCAACUGAUGGGACUCCGAGGACUACACUCACAACUGGUUGAUAUAGAAAAGUAUUUGCAAGAUGUUGCAGCACAUCGCCUUCCUAUCAACCAUCCCGUAAUCUAUCACAUUCAGGAAGUACUGAACCUGUUACCGGAUGUCACUCACCCUGACUAUGUCACUGCUCAAAACGUACAGACGAACGACCAAUUGAUGUGUGUCUAUAUGGGCUCAUUAGUGCGAUCCGUGAUUGCGUUGCACAACCUCAUUGAUAAUAAGGUA
Messenger RNA from Cooperia oncophora, 627 nucleotides. NCBI's taxonomy places the organism in Eukaryota, Metazoa, Nematoda, Chromadorea, Rhabditida, Trichostrongylidae. The record is from the annotation of a GenBank genome assembly.